Molecule: messenger RNA, 3520 nt
Organism: Oncorhynchus keta (chum salmon)
Lineage: Eukaryota; Metazoa; Chordata; Actinopteri; Salmoniformes; Salmonidae
Product: importin-5
Biological process (GO): protein import into nucleus
Cellular component (GO): nucleus; cytoplasm
Molecular function (GO): protein binding; nuclear import signal receptor activity
Source: RefSeq, a predicted model, not a curated record
CCAAUCAGGACCUGGGGUGUUUUGUGUCCGGUGCAAGGGGUCGCAACGUCUGCCGGCUUUCCUUUCCGCGGUCUCUCUUGGCUGAGCGUUUUCUGGAUCUCACUGCAAUGGCGGAGCAGCAGCAGUUCUACAUCUUGCUGGGCAACCUGAUGAGCCCUGACAACGACAUCAGGAAACAGUCCGAGGAAGCGUACGACACCAUCCCCGGUCAGACAAAGAUCACAUUUUUGCUGCAGGCCAUCCGAGAUGCAGCCUGCGCAGAAGAGGUCAAGACUAUGGCGGCGGUGCUGCUGCGUCGGCUGCUGUCGUCCUCCUUCGAGGAGAUCUACCCCGGCCUGACGGUGGACAUGCAGACGGCCAUCAAGACAGAGCUGGUCACCAGCAUCCAGACAGAGGCCUCGCCCAACAUUCGCAAGAAGGUCGCCGACAUCGCUGCAGAGCUCUGCCGCAACCUCCUAGAUGAUGAUGGAAACAACCAGUGGCCAGAGCUGCUCAAGUUCCUGUUUGACUCGGUCAACUCUGACAACGUUGGCCUGAGAGAGGCCGCCCUGCAUAUAUUCUGGAACUUCCCAGGUAUCUUUGGCAACCAGCAGCAGCACUACAUGGAGGUGAUCAAGAGGAUGCUGGUCCAGUGUAUGCAGGACCAGGAGAACCCGCAGAUCCGUACCCUAGCUGCCCGCGCUGCAGCCUCCUUCGUCUUGUCCAACGAGGGCAACACUGCCCUGCUGAAGCACUUCUCUGACCUGCUGCCAGGCAUCUUGCAGGCGGUGAAUGAGUCGUGUUACCAGGGAGAUGACUCUGUGCUGAAGUCUCUGGUUGAGAUCGCUGACACGGCCCCCAAGUACCUGCGCCCCAACCUGGAGGCCACCCUGCAGCUCAGCCUGAAGCUGUGUGCUGACACCACCCUGACCAACAUGCAGAGGCAGCUGGCCCUGGAGGUUAUCGUCACGCUGUCCGAGACUGCCGCCGCUAUGCUGAGGAAACACACCGCCAUCGUGGCAUCCAGCGUUCCCCAGAUGCUGGCUAUGAUGGUGGAUCUGGAGGAGGACGAGGAGUGGUCUAUGGCUGAUGAGCUGGAGGACGAUGACUUUGACAGCAAUGCAGUUGCAGGAGAGAGCGCUCUGGACAGAAUGGCCUGUGGGCUGGGAGGGAAGAUGGUGCUGCCCAUGAUCAAACAGCACAUCAUGACUAUGUUGCAGAACCCUGACUGGAAGUACCGCCACGCCGGCCUCAUGGCGCUGUCGGCCAUCGGGGAGGGCUGCCACCAACAGAUGGAGGCCAUCCUCAACGAGAUCGUCAGCUUCCUGCUACUGUUCUGUCAGGACCCUCACCCCAGAGUCCGUUAUGCUGCAUGCAACGCCAUCGGACAGAUGGCCACCGAUUUCGCCCCCACCUUCCAAAAGAAAUUCCACGAUAAGGUGAUCUCUGCCCUACUGCAGACCAUGGAGGACCAGACCAACCCCCGUGUCCAGGCCCACGCUGCCGCGGCCCUCAUCAACUUCACUGAGGACUGUCCCAAGUCCCUCCUGAUCCCCUAUCUGGACAGCUUGGUCCAGCACCUACAUGUCAUCAUGGUGGCCAAACUACAGGAGCUGAUCCAGAAGGGUACCAAGCUGGUUCUGGAGCAGGUGGUGACGUCCAUAGCGUCUGUGGCGGACACGGCCGAGGAGAAGUUUGUUCCCUACUACGACCUGUUCAUGCCCUCCCUCAAACAUAUCGUGGAGAACGCUGUGCAGAAGGAGCUGCGGCUGCUCCGAGGGAAGACCAUUGAGUGCAUCAGCCUCAUCGGCCUGGCUGUCGGCAAGGACAAGUUCAUGCCUGACGCGUCAGCUGUGAUGCAGCUGCUGCUGAAGACCCAGACUGACUUCAAUGACCUGGAGGAUGACGACCCACAGAUCUCCUACAUGAUCUCAGCCUGGGCCAGAUGUAAGAUCCUGGGGAAAGAGUUCCAGCAGUACCUACCUGUGGUCAUGGGGCCCCUAAUGAAGACUGCCUCUAUCAAGCCAGAGGUGGCCCUCCUGGACACCCAGGACAUGGAGAACAUGUCUGAGGAUGAUGGAUGGGAGUUUGUGAACCUGGGAGACCAGCAGAGCUUCGGCAUCAAGACAGCCGGGCUGGAAGAGAAGGCCACUGCCUGCCAGAUGCUGGUGUGCUAUGCUAAAGAGUUGAAGGAAGGGUUUGUAGAGUACACAGAACAGGUGGUCAAGCUGAUGGUUCCUCUGCUCAAGUUCUACUUCCACGAUGGUGUGCGGGUGGCAGCAGCGGAGUCCAUGCCCCUGCUGCUGGAGUGUGCGCGGGUACGAGGCCCAGACUACCUCACACAGAUGUGGCACUUCAUGUGCGACGCCCUCAUCAAGGCCAUUGGCACAGAGCCAGACUCUGAUGUCCUAUCAGAAAUCAUGCAUUCGUUUGCCAAGUGUAUUGAGUUAAUGGGAGAGGGCUGCCUGAACAACGAGCACUUUGAAGAGCUGGGAGGGAUUCUGAAGGGGAAGCUGGAGGAACACUUUAAGAACCAGGAGUUGAGACAGGCCAAACGACAGGAUGAGGACUACGACGAGGGCAUGGAGGAAACUUUACAAGACGAGGAUGAAAACGAUGUGUACAUACUGACCAAGGUGUCAGACAUUUUGCACUCUGUGUUCAGCAGCUACAAGGAACAAGUGCUGCCGUGGUUUGAGCAGCUUCUACAGCUCAUCGUACAGCUCGUGUGUCCUAGCAGGCCGUGGGCAGACAGGCAGUGGGGUCUGUGCAUCUUUGACGACGUGGUUGAGCACUGCAGCCCCUCUUCCUUUAAAUACGCGGAACUCUUCCUGCGGGCCAUGGCCCUGUCGCUGUGUGACACCAGCCCCGAAGUGAGACAAGCUGCAGCCUACGGCGUAGGAGUCAUGGCUCAGUACGGAGGAGAGAACUACCGACCCUUCUGCACCGAGGCACUGCCCACGCUGUUGGGUGUGAUCCAGUCUCCAGACUCCAAGGUCAAGGAGAAUGUCAACGCCACAGAGAACUGCAUCUCAGCCGUGGGCAAGGUCAUGAGAUUCAGGCCUGAGUGUGCCAAUGUCAACGAGAUCCUUCCCCAUUGGCUCUCCUGGCUGCCACUCAACGAAGACAAGGAGGAAGCUGUGCACACCUUUGACUUCCUUUGUGACCUUAUUGAAAGCAACAAUCCUAUUGUCCUCGGACCAGACAAUGCAAAUCUUCCCAAGAUAUUCCAGAUCAUCGCUGAAGGGGUCGCCAACGAGUCGGUCAAGAGUGAGGAUGCAUGCAGCAAGAGAUUGGCAAAUGUCAUCCGCCAAGUACAGGGUUCUGGAGGACUGUGGACCCAGUGUGUUACGAUGCUGAAUGAAACUCAACAGAAGGCCAUCCAAGACCUCCUCAACACUGCUUGAGAAGCCUUAUCCCCUUCCUUUGUUGGAAAACAACAAGACCAUGUUUAAACAUCUAGCUCCUGGAUCUCCUCCUUCCUAGAUCACCAUCUCCCUCCCAUCUCCUUUUCCAUCUCUGAUCUGUAGCGUGUGUGGAC